Messenger RNA from Tarenaya hassleriana, 1975 nucleotides. RefSeq names its product putative polyol transporter 1. Lineage: Eukaryota; Viridiplantae; Streptophyta; Magnoliopsida; Brassicales; Cleomaceae. Gene Ontology annotation, cellular component: membrane. The record is from RefSeq and is a predicted model, not a curated record. Bases 195 to 1715 code for a protein of 506 amino acids. Gene Ontology annotation, biological process: transmembrane transport. Gene Ontology annotation, molecular function: carbohydrate transmembrane transporter activity. The transcript is spliced from 3 exons.
AAAAUAGUUACUGAAUUUCUUAAACUCAAAUUACCCAUUUUUAGGUAAGUAUUUUCGGUAUCUGAAUUCAACAACAUCCCUUGAAAAUUAAAAAAAAAAAACAAAAACAAAACAAAAAGGUACAUUACCAAAAGAUCUCCUCUCCUUCCUUAAGGGGAAUCCUAUCUGAAAAACCAAACAAAAACAGGAAGACAAUGGCUUUCAACGCAAUGGAAAUGGAAGCGGCAUUGUAUCCGCAACCGGACCACAGGCGCAGCAUUUAUGCCACUGUCUGCGCAAUCUUGGCCUCCAUGUCUUCCAUCCUUGUCGGCUACAAUAUUGGAGUGAUGAGUGGGGCAGCUACCUUCAUACAAGAAGACAUGAAAAUAUCGAACGUUCAGCUAGAAAUCCUGAUGGGAAUUCUGAGCAUUUACUCUCUCUUGGGCUCUGCAGUGACGGGCAGAACCUCGGAUUGGAUAGGGAGAAGGUUAACGAUUGUAUUGUCCGGAUGCUUCUUCUUCUCGGGCGGCGUCCUGAUGGGUUUCGCCAAAAACUAUGCCAGCAUGAUGGUCGGUCGCUUCAUCACCGCUAUCGGCGUUGGUUACACCAUUGUUAUCGUUCCCAUCUACACUGCCGAGAUCUCCCCUGCUUCUUCCCGUGGCUUCCUCAGCUCUUUCCCCGAGAUAUUCAUCAACAUCGGUAUUCUGCUCGGGUAUGUAUCAAACUAUAUCUUUGCAAAGCUUCCAGAUCAUCUCGGAUGGAGGUUCAUGCUCGGGAUCGCGGCUAUCCCGGCUGCGUUUUUCGCCAUCGGAGUCUUAGCAAUACCCGAGUCUCCGAGGUGGCUUGUUCUCCAGGGACGACUAGCCGAUGCCAUGAAAGUCCUCGAGAAAACCUCCGACACCAGAGACGAAGCCAUCUCGAGACUCGACGAAAUCAAACGAGCUGUCGGGAUCCCAGAUGAUAUGCACGGUGACAUCAUAGAGGUUCCUAAAAACAAGAGCCAUGGAAAAGGUGUGUGGAAGGAACUCCUCGUCAACCCGACCCCUGCUGUCCGCCAUGUCCUCGUAGCUUGCCUCGGCGUUCACUUCUUCCAACAAGCCUCUGGGAUCGACGCCAUUGUUCUGUACAGCCCAACAAUCUUCUCGAGAGCCGGCAUGAAAUCCAAGCAUGACCAGCUUCUCACCACAGUCUCGGUAGGAGUCGUUAAGACAGUUUUCAUCAUCGUCGGAACAUGCUUCGUCGACCGGUUCGGUCGUCGGGCAUUGCUCCUCGUAAGUAUGGGCGGAAUGUUCUUGUCCUUGGUCACGCUCGGGUCGUGCCUCUCAGUGAUUGAGGAACAACCAUCAAAGCAAGUUGGGUGGGCAAUCAAAUUGAGCGUGACCACCGUGAUGGUGUACGUUGCCACAUUCUCUAUCGGAGCAGGGCCAGUGACAUGGGUGUACUGCGCGGAGAUUUUUCCGGUGAGGCUGAGGGCACAAGGGGCGAGCAUUGGAGUGAUGUUAAACAGAGUGACCAGUGGAAUCGUCUCCAUGAGUUUCCUGUCCCUUUCGCACACCAUCACCACCAGUGGCACAUUUCAACUCUUUGCCAUACUAUCCCUCAUGGCAUGGUUCUUCUUCUUCACUGUUCUGCCGGAGACACGAGGGAAGCCUCUGGAGGAGAUGGAGACUCUCUUUGGAAGCAUCACCUCCAGAGAGAAGACUAUCGUUGCUGGCAAAGAUAUAGACAGACGGUAAGACAAACAAGAUUUGUUUCAUUUGGUUUCUUUUGUUAGGUUUUAGGGGGACUUCAAAAUAUGUUCAGAAAAGAUUCCAAUACAGGAGUUUAGGCUGGAAUUUCAUCAGGGGCAAAGAUUCAAAAUGGGUUUAAUCAAUAGAAUAUCUACAAAAAAAAAUGGAGCACGAAACUUCAUUUUUAGAUUCUUUUUUCACACACAUAAGUGAUGCAUCGAAUUCCUAUUGCGAAUUAUCUGAAAGAACAGAGAACAUUUUCAUCA